AUGGAAGAUAUUAUUGUUUCACUUGAACCAGCAUUUCAUCGUGUUGAACGAUUUAUGUUAUGGCAUAAUCGUUAUGCAAGUUUACUUGCAUUUUUCCUUGGUCAUUGUAUUUUUUAUGCUAUAGCACGAGCUGGUUUACGUCCAUUUUGCGCUAUGACGCUUGUUGUUUUAAUAUUUCAUAUACUUGAUUGUUUAAAAAAAAAACGAUCAUAUUCAUUGGAUAAUGGCGAACAAAAUCUAUGUGAAUUAACAAAACUUGUUUUACGUUCAUAUCGUCAUUUGUGCGAAACACAUGAAAAAUUAAAUACACUUAAAACAGAAAAUCGUGUUAAAUAUUCAAUACUUAUUAUUGUUAUUUGUCUUAUACUUGCAUAUAUUGGUGUAAAAAUAAAUGGUUUUUAUGUAUCUUAUAUAACAAUGUUAAUACUUUUUACAUUACCCGCUAUUGUUUAUCAUAAAUUAAUACCAAAAUUACUUCAACGUUUAGCACCUGUACUUGAACAACUUGAUCAAUCGAUGGAAUAUAAACGACGUUCAAUAAUCGAUCGAAAAGAUUUAUUAGUUAAAAUUGAUAAAUCGGGAUCAAUUAAUGAUGAUGAUGAUGAUGAUGAUGUUCGACGAUUAAAACAGCAACGUGAUUUAUUACGACAAGAACAAAUAGAAAUGAAACAUGAACCUUUAAAUUUAACUGAUGAUGAAGAUGAAGAUGAAGAUGAAGAUGAAGAAAAUGAAUUAAAAUCAUUUGAGUCAAAUGAUGAAAGUCAAACAAUAUUAAAUUUACGACAACGUUAUCAAAAUGAAAUUGAUUCAAAUGAUGAAAGUCAAACAAUGUUAAAUUUUCGACAACGUUAUCAAAAUGAUAUAGAUACAAAUGAUGUAGCCCUUGUACCAAAACAGUCAAAUAUGAGUGAUUCAGCUUUUGAUAUGCUUAGUGAUUCAUCAUCGUCAGUUGCAGAUGAUGAAGCAACUCGCAUAAGUGAAUUAUAUGCUAAUGUUGGUGAUCAAUUUGAUGGUAAACAUCGUAUUAAAAUUAAAGGUGAUGAAUUAAAAAUUAAAGGACGUUCAAAUAAACAACGACCAAAAUUAAUGGAUGCACCAUUUUUUCAAUCAAAUAUUGAUGAUAAUAAUACGAAAAUAAAUAAAUUAUCAACAUCAACAUUAACUAAUACAUCAGCGAAUGUCCCACAUAGUGAACCAGAUUUAACAAGUUUUGAUUUUCUCAAUGAUUACGAUGAAAAAGCAUAA
Rotaria sordida is the source of this 1245-nucleotide messenger RNA. NCBI's taxonomy places the organism in Eukaryota, Metazoa, Rotifera, Eurotatoria, Philodinida, Philodinidae. The record is from the annotation of a GenBank genome assembly.